AUGGCUGUCAAUACUGAAAAUCGAGUAAACUUUCGAGUUGUCAGAUUUAUGUAUGAAGCUGGUCUGAAGUUGAGGCUGGAGUCUGUACCACUGGCUACAGCAGCUGUCAUCUAUCACAAAUUUUUCCGAGAAAAUUCCUUACAUGAUUAUGACCCAUAUACAAUAGCCACAACUGCAAUAUAUCUGGCUGGGAAAGUUGAAGAACAGCCGCUGAAGUUAAGGGAUGUCGUCAAUGUCUGUUAUAGGACACUGCAUAAAAAUAAACCUCCAUUGGAGAUGGGCGACAAGUACUGGGCACUGCGAGACUCUGUGGCAAGCUGUGAACUGUUUGUUCUUAGGAUGCUCAACUUCAAAGUGGUGUUUGACCACCCCCACAGGUACCUUUUACAUUACCUGAAGUUUCUCAAAGACUGGUUCGAGCCGUAUCGAUGGGAGGAUUUACCAAUAGCUAGGACAGCCUGGGCACUUCUGCGAGACUGUUACCAUAGCAAUGUCACUUUGAAGUACAAACCAGAUCAUAUUGCUGUGGCCAUUUUAUAUCUGACUCUACAGUGUCACGGAGUUGAUGUUCCAUAUCUGUACCAUUCAGAUACUCCAUGGUGGAAGGUAUUUGCUGAAGAUGUUACAAUAGGAAACUUGAAGGAUAUAAUGAGUGAUAUUAUGGACAAUUACGAUCUGGAAACAUCCUUACAACCAUGAAGAUUGAUUGCUGGUGUGUUACGGCAAAAGAUGUUGGCCCGAGCUCUAUCUUGGCCAGACGUUAUGGCAAUUCUGAUAAAUGGAAUGACCCAUACACUUCAGGCCUUGUAUGGCUUGACCAGGGUAUUUGACCAUCAAGUUUCAACUGAUGAGAGACAUGUGUCCAUACUCUUCAGGCCUAGUAACUCUGGCUGACCAGUGUAACUGAUCAUCAAGUUACUUACAUAAUGUAACAGAGAUGAGUCAGCAUACCUUAUGCCUGGUUGCUAGUUAACUCCAACUGACCACACCUAAUGACCAGCAAGUCCUGAAUAUUCACCAGAAAUGUACUCCAGAAAUGACAAUAUCUGUGACUCAGACUGGGCAAACACAGCGAACCAUACUUGCCAAGCUGUCUAACUUCCUGCACUAUCUCUGUGUAAAUGUCUCUGCAUGCUUGCUAGACCAAAGGUAGAUUCAGUACAGUAUUACACUUAUUUUAACAAUUUGGUGAUGUGAAAAUUAAUACAGAUGAAAUGAUUAUUGCUGAGAAUGAUUGGAAGUACAUGUAUAACAAUAUAUUUAUAUUUGUUAUUUUAAAAUAAAACAUUUUAUACACUAA
This is a messenger RNA of Ylistrum balloti, 1300 nucleotides long. RefSeq names its product cyclin-Q-like. The transcript has 6 exons. Gene Ontology annotation, biological process: regulation of transcription by RNA polymerase II. NCBI's taxonomy places the organism in Eukaryota, Metazoa, Mollusca, Bivalvia, Pectinida, Pectinidae. Bases 1 to 699 code for a protein of 232 amino acids. The record is from RefSeq and is a predicted model, not a curated record. Gene Ontology annotation, molecular function: cyclin-dependent protein serine/threonine kinase regulator activity. Gene Ontology annotation, cellular component: nucleus.